GCGCCGGUACUUUCCGCCUUCCUCCCCGUGCCCUCUCCGGAUUGGGGAAUGAGGCAGAUAUCUGAUUGGGAAUUGAAACAACAUUAGGCGGGGCUGGACAAUGGGACCAAUCAGAAAUGGCCGCCCCACCAUUCCUCCCGAAGGUAUAAGAGGCCGCAAUGUGGGCGGAGUGCAGCAUUCUCUGUGAAAGUGCUUGUGAGUUUGUGACCAUGUCGGGAAGAGGAAAGGGCGGUGGGAAAGCUCGCGCCAAGGCGAAGUCUCGGUCGUCCCGGGCUGGCCUGCAGUUCCCGGUGGGCCGUGUUCACAGGCUCCUGAGAAAGGGUAACUAUGCUGAGCGUGUGGGUGCCGGAGCGCCGGUCUAUCUGGCUGCGGUGCUGGAGUAUCUGACGGCUGAGAUCCUGGAGCUGGCCGGCAACGCGGCCCGGGACAACAAGAAGACCCGCAUCAUCCCCAGGCACCUGCAGCUGGCCGUGCGCAACGACGAGGAGCUCAACAAGCUGCUGGGAGGGGUGACCAUCGCUCAGGGCGGGGUGCUGCCUAAUAUCCAGGCUGUGCUGCUGCCCAAGAAAACUUCCGCUGCUGGAUCUGCUAAAAAGUGAAGAGACGUUCCUUGAAUCUGACAACCCAAAGGCUCUUUUAAGAGCCACUCACAGCAUCUGUGAAAGGAGCUAAACACACCUCUGUCGGAUUGAAUUACCUUCAGUUAAUUGAUAUAGGUGUCAGUCCCUGCCUUAUUCGAUAUUGUACUGUGUGUGUGAUCUGAUUUGAAACCUUUCCUGAUGGCCGUUCACCGUCUGAGCCGUAGCGCAAGGAGCCUGAAAAGUUAAUCAGGAAAUGCUUUUUCCCGAAACAUCGAUUUUCCUGCAUCUCGGAUGCUGCCUGAACUGCAUCACUCUAAUUUCCAGCAUCUGCAAUACCCACCUCUGCCAAACAGAAGUGCCCUAUCCUUGAAUUCCACGGAAAGAUUAAUUUUACAGUUAAAUUUCCAUACACCGAGGGUGUAUUUUGAUUGCACAGUGCUCUGAAUGAGACUUUCUGCUGUCGUUUCGAAGCUUUCAAAAUGAACUGAGAUCAAACUAGAACAGUUGCCUCCCUGCAAGGGUCAGCCAAAUAGCACAGAAACAGAUCCUUCCAUCCAACCAGUCCAUACCCAAUAUAAUCUCAAGCUAGACAAGUCCCACCUGCCUGUUCUUGACUCAUAACCCUCCAAAAUCUUAACAAUGAUAUACUUAUCCAAAUGUCUUUUCAACGUUGUGACUGUGUCCAUAUGCAUCACCCCCUUUCGAAGUUAAUUCCACACAAUCUAUGCUGUUUUUUAAAAAAAUUCUCUUAAAAUCUUUUUGCUUUGACCUUAAAAAUGUGUCUCAUAGACUUGCAGUCUUUUACCAUCGAAAAAGAUACCUACCAUUCCCCUUACCUUUAGCCCUUAUGAUUGUCAAAACUCUAUCACCCAUCAAGAUCUUAGGCUCCACAGAACAGAAGUCCCAGCCUAUUUUAAAACGGAAUCUUCCAUUCCAUCAACAUCUAGUAAAUCUUUUCUGAACCCUUUCCAGCUCAAUACUUUUGAUAACAGGGUGACCAGAACUUGAUAUGGUAAUCCAGAAGAGGACUCAUCAACAUCCUAUACAACCUCAAUACGACCUUCCAACUCCUGUACUCCAAGGUCUGAGCAAUGAAGGCAAGCAUGCUAAAUGUUUUUUUCACCACAUUGUCUACAUGUGAAGCAAACUUCAAAAAUAUGCAGCUGGCCAACUAGGUCUCUCUGUUCAGCAGCACUACCCAAGGCCCUACUUGUAAUUGUGGAUGUCCUACCCUUUGUUUUGUAAAUAUGCAAUGCCUCAAUAACUCCAUCUGCCAUUCUCAUGCCUUUGACUGAUUUAAUCAAACUUUGCUUCUAAUCUGAGAUCGCCUUUUCUGUCCACUAUACCACCAAUUUUGAUGACAUCUGCAAAAUUACUAACCAUGCCUUCAGUAUUGUCAUCUAAAUCAUUUACAUAAAAAACAAACAAAAGUGGACCCAGCACCGAUUGGGGCGGAACAUCAUUGGUAACUUGCAUCCAGUCUAAUAAGCAACUGUCCACCACCUCUCCAUCUCCUGCUGUUAUGCCAAUUUUACAUUCAAUUGGCACGCUCAACCUGAAUCCCAUGUAAUCUAAUCUUGCUAUUUAGUCUACCAUGCAGAAACUUGUAAAAGGCUUUACCAAACUUCAAGUCAAUAAUGUUUACCAAUGUGCCCUCAAUCAUCUUGGAUACUCCCUCAAAAAUCUCAACUCAACUUUGGGAAAUAUAAUUUCCUUCUACAAGACAAUCCUGACAAUUCCUAAUUAUUCCUUGCCCUCUCCUACCACUCCUCCCCAAAACCGUACAUUUGAAUCCUAUCUUUCAGAAUCACCUCCAACAAUGUACCCAUCACACAAGUCAGACUCACAGGUCUAUACUUCCCAGGCUUCUCUUUACACCCCUUUCUAAAAUAAUGGCAAAAUAUUACCCAAUAUCCGAUCAUCCAGCACCUCACCAUAGUUACAGAUGAAACAAAUAUUUCUGCAAGGGGCACCACAAUAUCCUCCUCAACCUUGCACAAUGUCCUGGGAUACACUCGAUCAGGUCUCUGAGAUUAUCCAACUUUGUUUUCAAAUAUCUCCAGCAUUUCCUCUUCUGUAAUGUGAACACUUUUCAAAACAUCAAUAUUCAUUUUCCUGCAUUUGCCUGCUUCCCAGUGAAGACUGAUGUGAAAAUUCAUUUUCUCCCUCGCAUCUUCUGAAAUUCAAACAGAACUGCAGAGGUGAACUGGAUCUGCUGGUAACAAAAUGGCCCAUGUCUGCUCCCACAAAAUGGCUGACAAAUGUCUACCCUUAGUACAUUGUCAUGAAUGGCUGUGAGUAAUCUAUUUUAUCCAGGGAAAAUCAGGGUACUUCUGAAAACUGACUAACUUUCACACAGGCACAAAUGUUUUGGUUCCAUGUAUCUAUGCUGGAAGUCUUUGAAAACAACCUAAGCCUAACUAACCAGAACAGAAUGCAUUCUUACAAAUCUUAUAGCAACUAGUUAAAACUAAAUGUCUUUUUUUUAACACACAUAAUUAGGACAAUGGGAAAUAUAAGAGGAAAAACAGAAUUUCAUAAAGAAAGCACAUGAGAUACAAUGAAUAACAGAAUUCAAACUGACUCACAGAUGAGGCCUGAAGGAGUUUAGCAAUUAACUUUGGAAUGUGAAUGAGGAGGAUGAAUAGAAAGAUGG
Messenger RNA from Chiloscyllium plagiosum (whitespotted bambooshark), 3237 nucleotides. Lineage: Eukaryota; Metazoa; Chordata; Chondrichthyes; Orectolobiformes; Hemiscylliidae. The record is from RefSeq and is a predicted model, not a curated record.